UAUAACAACAUUUUCAGAUAAAGCACAGUAAGAUAUCAUGUCUAUGACAACAUCCUUAGACCCUUCUGAAGUUACUAUGCCAACAUCCUUAGACCCUUCUGAAGUUACCAUGACAACUUCAUCAGACCCUUCUGAAGUCAAUACAGGCAGUGAUGACGAGGACGAGGUGUUGCAUCAGCUAGAUGUCUACAUCAGCAGAUCACUGGGAAAGUUACUUCUUGCACAGUACCCGCUACGUCCCACGUACAAACCAUAUCAGAAUGCGUCACGAGAGAGUGUGCGCAUGCGCCCUGUGCAGUGUGAACUUGAGGUGGACAUGAAGAUUCAGAGUAAUCCUAACAAACCUGCCCAGAUCCAGAAACUGACGGUAUCCCAGCGCCCCAUGUUGAAGCCACACAGCGCUAUAGGUCUGGUCCGUGGUAACGAGCUGCAUCUCACCCCACUGGACAGCAUCGUGCAGCUUACUCCUUCCUUCGACCACAUCGACAAACGUGUAGCAGAAGAUGCAAAGCUCAAUGAAGUUGAUCCGCCCGAAGCUUCCUCGACACAAUCCAUCACUCGCAAGUUCACUAAAGUUGAAUCUGACAGAGAUAAGGCUAUCAGACUAUCUUCCUUUCAAAAUAUACAGCAAGAGCGCCAGAGUGAGUCGUGGGUACCUUGUGAUUACAGAGCUCCAGAACACCCCUACGCAGCUGGACAGAAACGGGCGAUGCUCAACAAAAAGGAAAAGAAAGGGAUAUCAGGGAUGGAAGUAAGCAAAUCAAAGUACCUGGACAUGUUUUUACCGGAGAUUUCGUCUGAAGAUUUCUCUGACAAUAACAAAUACGGACUCCGGGACCUCCCUAAACUUUCUACCGCUAAACAGGUGGAGUCUCUGAUGAGAAACGCUCAAGUAUUGAGAUUUGCAGAAAUCUGUCAGAUCUUACCAUCGAUACCCAAGUCAGACAUUCUAACGGAGCUACAAAGCUCAGCUCAUCUUGUUCAGGGAAGUUGGGUGAUUUCCUCCAAAAUGUUGUACCCAAAAGGAAGUAGAUCAGAUCAAACGGGAGUACCAGCCGAGCUUAUGGUACGACAUCGCAACUUUAUACUGUGCUGCUUUGUGCAAAACCCCCUGUUAAAAAGGAAACACCUGCAAACCAUCUGCAUCAGCAAGAUUCACCCCUCAGAAAUAGAAGAGAUACUGAAACAGAUCUCAACGUUUGUUCCCCUCGAUGGAUGGACCUUUAAGAAGCCUCCCUCCACCCAGUUCGCCCAACAGUAUCCAGAUAUUGAUCAGUCCCAGAAGACAAUAUGGUCGGAGAUCUAUGAUGAUAUCUACACUACACUACACUUGAAGGCACAUCGAAACAACCCACUUGUGGAGAAGAGAAUUGAGAAACAGCCAGUGAACAAGGAGCUGACAAGUAUAAACGUAGAGACAGCAACACAUAUAAUCAGGAGGCUACAGUUAGACGAGAUCGUGGAACCCUUCCAUUUAGUCGAGCUCAGCAACGAGUUCAGGGAACUGAUAGGACCGUCAGCAGUGGUUGUUGAGAUUGUGGAGAAUAGCAUGUGUCGUUAUAUCCCCCCUGAACACUGCAAACAGGUGCUUAACGAGAUGUGCCGUGCUCUGAGACUGUGUUAUGUCAACGUUCUUACCCAGGAAGGAGAAAGAGAACAAGCUUUGGGGUACGAAAAAAUCGGGAACGUAUCCGACAAGUACCGUCAAGUUAUCUUCUCGCUGUUCGAAUCCCGGUAUCAGAUAUCCAAAUCCGAGCUGCGUGACGCGAUCCACCAACAACUACAAACAACGCUAACGAGUAAGGAGUACCAUGGUAUUACCAGUGUGCUGUGUGACAGCCCUACAACAUACAAAUCAGGACAUUGGGUGUUACGGGUUAAAAGGAACGCUGAGUAAUGCCAUAUCAGAUUUCAUUUUGUGGGGUCGAUUCUCAAUUUUCGGUUUUGUUCCUUUUUGUUCGCCAAUGAGA
Messenger RNA from Bolinopsis microptera, 1970 nucleotides. Its product is annotated as DNA-directed RNA polymerase III subunit RPC5-like. Gene Ontology annotation, cellular component: RNA polymerase III complex; nucleus. Lineage: Eukaryota; Metazoa; Ctenophora; Tentaculata; Lobata; Bolinopsidae. The transcript is spliced from 12 exons. Gene Ontology annotation, biological process: tRNA transcription by RNA polymerase III. Bases 38 to 1897 code for a protein of 619 amino acids. The record is from RefSeq and is a predicted model, not a curated record.